AUGCGCAUCCUCUCCUUCAUCGAAGACGGCGGGACACCAUCCGCACACGAGCUCUCGGCGCUCUUUGACGCCCUGGCGCCCAUCACCCCACAGGACCUGGAAGGGGAUUGGUCCGGCGGUGAUUUCCACGACAGCGACACCAACUCCAAGGAGGAGCCGCCGCCCGUGCAUCCGUGCCACGCCAUGCUGGAGAACUACCGCUGGGCCGGCAUGGUGGUGAGGGGGGCCGAGGACGUGUUGCCCGUCAUGAGCUGGACCGACGAUGGCCAGAGGGUGCACAGCACCUAUUGGGGUGGGGGGCAGCUCCGCGAACUCAAGCACCGUGGUGUCGUCUCGGCCAGCCUCAUUUUCGAUUGCUACCCCAUCAUCGAUCAUUUCCGCCGCGUCUCGGACAACACGCUCAUGGCCCUGCUCGACGCCAAGGACAAGCACUUGAAGGAUGCGGGGCCGUAUUUCUUCUGGAUCAGGAAGUAG
Messenger RNA from Diplodia corticola, 474 nucleotides. Its product is annotated as transcription factor cmr1 protein. The record is from RefSeq and is a predicted model, not a curated record. Bases 1 to 474 code for a protein of 157 amino acids. The transcript is spliced from 2 exons. Lineage: Eukaryota; Fungi; Ascomycota; Dothideomycetes; Botryosphaeriales; Botryosphaeriaceae.